AUGGCUGGCGGUAAGGCUGGAAAAGACUCCGGAAAGGCCAAGACAAAGGCGGUUUCCCGCUGGAAGCGAGCCGGUUUGCAGUUCCCUGUGGGCCAUAUUCAUCGACACCUGAAAUCUAGGACAACCAGCCACGGACGUAUGGGCGCGACCGCAGCUGUGUACAGCGCAGCCAUCCUGGAGUACCUCACCGCAGAGCUCGCUAUUCGUGGAGGUGAAGAAAUGGACUCUCUGAUCAAGGCUACAAUUGCUGGUGGUGGUGUCAUCCCGCACAUCCACAAGUCUCUGACUGGGAAGAAGGGACAACAGAAGACCGUCUAA
This is a messenger RNA of Arvicola amphibius (Eurasian water vole), 318 nucleotides long. RefSeq names its product histone H2A.Z-like. Bases 1 to 318 code for a protein of 105 amino acids. The record is from RefSeq and is a predicted model, not a curated record. Gene Ontology annotation, molecular function: structural constituent of chromatin; DNA binding; protein heterodimerization activity. Lineage: Eukaryota; Metazoa; Chordata; Mammalia; Rodentia; Cricetidae. The transcript has 2 exons. Gene Ontology annotation, cellular component: nucleosome.